ACAAAAUGGCAGUUGCUUACACACUGCUGGUGUUAUUCUUAGCAGUUUUUGUUGCCGGAUUUAUACUGUUGGUCAUGGGGGCAAUUAAUUUUGAUUUCUCCCACUCAGAAAUUCCUCCCGGAGUGAAUCAGCCUGUAAAGCUGCGAAUCAUUCAUAUCAUUUUAAUAAGCACAGCUGUGGUGGGAAAAAUUUUGGAAAAUAUUGGCAUCUGCAGUGGGGUUAGCUUCGUCCGGUACAUGCAAGGUAGAAAGACUCUAGGAGUGGACCCGAAGCUCUUCAUCAAGGACCUGUGGUUUGAGAAAGUGCCUGUAAGGAUUUAUCAGCCUAAGGUUCCAUCUGCCACCCAAAGGAGAGGAGUUAUGUUUUUCCAUGGAGGAGGAUGGGUAUUUGGAAGUCCUGAGACCCAUGAAAAGCUAUGCCGCUUUAUUGCCAGCGAAAGUGAAUCUGUGGUUGUAUCUGUUGGGUAUCGUUUAGCUCCUGAACACAAAUACCCUGCUGCGUAUGAAGACUGCCUUCACGCUACCAUACACUUCAUGAACAACACAGAGCACUAUGGCGUGGAUCCUGCCAAUGUAAUUGUCUGUGGGGACAGUGCUGGGGGCAAUCUAGCAGCUGCUGUUAGCCAGACCCUUGCAGGUAGAUCAGACCUCCCCAAACUACGUGCUCAGAUCUUGAUCUACCCAGGCCUUCAGGCUCUGGACUUCAAUUUACCAUCCUAUCAGCAGAAUCGGGGAGUCCCUCUCUUAUUCCGAGAACAUGCCGCUUUCUAUUUGUUACAGUACCUAAAUGGGGAUGCAUCAUAUCUGGAAGAGGUCUUGGAGGGUUCCCAUAUUCCUAUAGAUAUUAAAUUAAAUUAUAGGAAGUGGGUGAGUCCAGAUAACAUCCCCGAAAAAUUUAAGGUCAGAGGCUACAAACCACAUGUGUUACUUGACUGUACAACCGAAGUUUAUGAGACAGUGAAAAGACUCUGUGAGCCCAACCUGUGCCCGCUGUUAGCUGAGGAUGCUAUUGUUCAGCAACUGCCUGAGUCUUUCAUCUUAACGUGCGAGUAUGAUGUGCUAAGGGAUGAUGGCUUGCUUUACAAGAAGAGAUUGGAGGACAACGGUGUUCGAGUGACUUGGUACCACCUCGAGGAUGGAUUCCAUGGAGUCAUAAAUUCAUUUAAUAGUGAUUGGUUGUCAUUUUCAUCUGGAAAAAGGGGCCUUGACAAUAUUGUGAACUUUCUAAAAAGCUUAUAGAAUCAAUUAUCUUUCCUUCUGUAUGUACUGCCAAUUUUCUGUAGUCUUUUAUGCUUCUAAAUUCCAUAGAAGAGGUUUAGAUAGGACAACUUGCUAAUGAGCAAUUAUGCCAGUGUGCCCACUGAAAAAGAUAUUUCAAGAAUGCUAUGAAAGUUUCUUUUAGCGCUGUUUGAAGUAUUCCAUGAGCAGUCUGCCUAUUUUAAUGAUCUAUUUGGACUAGACACUUGCUACUCACAAUAAAUAUUA
Chroicocephalus ridibundus (black-headed gull) is the source of this 1484-nucleotide messenger RNA. Its product is annotated as arylacetamide deacetylase-like 4. The transcript is spliced from 4 exons. Gene Ontology annotation, cellular component: membrane. NCBI's taxonomy places the organism in Eukaryota, Metazoa, Chordata, Aves, Charadriiformes, Laridae. Gene Ontology annotation, molecular function: lipase activity; carboxylic ester hydrolase activity. The record is from RefSeq and is a predicted model, not a curated record. The coding region runs from base 6 to 1238 and encodes 410 amino acids.